AUGGAUCCACGGCAUCCGUCCAAGCUUCCACUUUCAGUUCCAGUUCCAGUUCCAGUUCCAGUUCCAGUUCCAACACCAGUUCGGGUUCCCUUUUCGCCGUCGCCUUACGCUACUCCUUUCCCUCCUUCAGUUUCUCCAACACCAUCAACCUCCGACAACCGUCUCAUCACGAUAGUAGCUACUCAACCCAGCGCUACUCCUGUAUUUGUUACGCAUCCGAACCGUACAUAUCCGCAUACUCAUCCGCAUGAGCACACGCACAUCAUUACCCACUCUCGCACACCGUCUUAUGACAUCGCGCGCGCCGAGUCGCAUCCGCAUCUUUAUGCUCAGAAUUUGACCUCGGAUCAAAACCCUGCAUAUGCCGCUCAUACUUUUGACCAGCGACGAUCCUCCGACACGACUUUUUAUUCUCAACCGUCACGCCAAAUAAGCCACGAUUCAAACCUUGCGCGUUCAAACUCACCAGCCGUUCACUCUCUUCGAUCUCUCAAUCGUGAAAUGCCGCCGCCGACAUCGCCUCCCCAGCCGGGGGCGAAACCGCCGCAACAAAAUCAACAGCCGCACAUGAUGUAUGGACCGCCUCCACCGCGUGCACCUCCUGUAGCUGUUGGUCCGCCCAUGUCAUUUCCGUCGGGUCGUGACCUUCCAGCCCUCAGCUCUAUCGCGAGAACUGGCAGCAGCAACAGCUCAAUGUCGAUAUCGUCAAUGCUGGGUGGACCACCUCCGGCUUUACGCGAAUCGCAACCUCCGCCUUCACAUUAUCCUCCUCAUUCUGCCGCGCCUGGAUCAGGUCCUGGCUUCGCGACCGCAGUUCACGCCUCACCAAGAAUGCACUCCGCAGCUUCUGACUACCCGCCUUUCCGCCGACCACAUACUCCCGAUCAUCAGCGACCCUAUGAACCCAGAAACUCACCACCUGGACACUAUACUCCCGAAGUCCCGCGUUAUAGCACGCCUUCCACGUACUCAAGACAUCCUUCAGGUUCUGCAGAUCAUGCAAGAGAACCUGGAAGACUACCUCCUGGGCCACCUCCAAGACCAAGCAGUCAACCCAAGGCAUAUCAAGGUAUGCCUCGACCGAUGGAGAUGGGGCGACCACCAAACCCAGAGGAGGCCUAUGGGCGACGCGACGAGAUGGGUCGACCUCCACCUGGCAUGGAAUACAACCCCGAAAGAGUAGGCCUUCGACCUAACCCCUACGACGACCGCUAUAGAGCAGAACGCGAACGAUUAGGCGAAGAGCAGCGCGAGCGCGAAAGAAGAGAGCGCGCAUAUUCUGGCAGUGACUCGGGAAGACACUCGAUACAUCCUGAAUAUGGCCACCGCGAACCACCUCGAAAUCCUUUACCGUACGGCCGACCGCCAGAUCGCGAUCCUAGAGAACGAGACCCUCGUGAAUCUCAGGGUAGGGAUCCUAGAGAUAUCCGAGAACGAGAUCCGCGAGACGGGCAAUGGGGUCGCAUGGGCUCUGAUCCCAGCUACCGAGCCCCCAUGGAUCACCAGCGACCGCAUCCCGAUUAUCCUCCUUCUGCGCAGCCUUAUCCUCCUCAUGGUGUUUACCCAGGCCCACCACCUGAGCGAUACCCUCCAGCCUCGCAUCCGAUGCCCGGCCCGCCAGGCCAAAAUAUGCCCCAUGGACCCGCACCUUAUGACUCCCCCGACCGAGCCCGAAUGAAUUUGAUGCAUGCACAACAGCAACCUCCGCACCGAAGACAAGAAGAAGGCGGCCCUCCACCACCGACCAUAGCCUAUAACGGAGCUCCUGGUCCGGGACAACUUGAGUCUCCACGACACCGUAAUAGCGAUGAUGCGUCAGCCCCGAAUGGUCAGCGUAAUUUGUUGGCAAUCCAGGAGAUGAACCGCAAAGGAAGAAUUUCACCACUACCCCAAGCCGUACAGGGCGCGCAAUUGCAACAGCCUGGUCCAACUGGCGAGCCAGGAAUCAAGAGCGAGUUUGGUCGCAUGUUUGCUGGUAUUGGAAACGGAGUCAUGGGAGUUACAAGCCCCAUGACAUCUGCCGCAAUGCCAUUCACAAAUGCAAGCUUAGCCAAACGCGAGGACCCGGAAAAUGUAACACCCGAUUCUGGUCCCGAGGCAGGAGGAAAGGGCACCAAGGGCAGGAGAAGAAAACUCAAAGAUGAUGAAGGAAAGGGCGAUGAUGAAAGUUCCGGACGAGUCACUCCCGCAAACAGAAACAAGCGUCCCAAAACUCACCAACAUCAACAUCACCACCACCAUCAGUAUGUUGGCCUUCCGUUUCCUCGGGACUUUGCUGAUUAUCAUAGUCACGCGCAUCACCACCAUCAUCAUCCACCUGACGCUGCCCCAUUGAGCGGUGCUGUACCUUUCAAGAACUUCAAGGCUGGCGCACCCAACGACAAAGGUCUUCCCGUCCCUCAUCAUCACCAUCCUCCACGACCAAUGCAUCCACACCAGCACCAGCCGGUGAAACAGCCGGUACAAAACGCCGCGCCGAUAAUACCUCCGAAAACCAAGACUAUUGUUUCGUCGAAAGCAGUUUUUGACUCUGUAUCGAGCCGACCUCGACACCAUCUUGGAGAUUUUAUCUACGAACCGGGAUUGAGAGCUGGCAGAUUGGUGCCAACCUAUCCUACGCAUCGACCCUUCGCCUCAAACCCUAAGCCGCUACCUUGGGAGAUGAUCAAAGACAAUGAAAACUGCAUAUUGACAGUCAAGGUAUCGCGAGUCCACUUGGCAUCUGCCUCUAGAGAAGAGAUUACCUCGCGAGGUUAUCUUUGGGGCACUGAUAUUUACACAGACGAUUCCGAUGUCGUUGCUGCAUGCAUUCAUAGUGGCUGGAUCAAGGGAGAGUGGUCAGAAGACGUCGACAGUGCGACAUUGGAUAUCGAACAGGGCGCCACCGAUAAGCGACGUAAGAAGCCUGCGACCUUGACUGUCGACCUGGACUCGGAAGGUCUGAUCACUGCACCUCCCACGAGCGGACCGAUGCCGAUACCUCCACGACGAGACCUACAUGUCAAUAUUCUCAUUCUUCCCCGUUUGGUCAAAUACUAUUCUUCAACCCGACAUGGCAUUACGAGUCGGGAGUUUGGUGGAGAUUAUGGACAUCGUCGUGCAGUUCACGACGGUAUCAGCUACAUGAUCAAGAGUGUACGAUGGGUAGAAAAUGGAGCGCAACCACAAGCACGACUCCGAGGCCAAGCUCGACGUGAUCGCAUUCGCAAGGCCAUGCGUGAGGUCAAGAUGAGUCUCGAUAACGGUGUCGAGGCAACUAGGGAGAAGGAAACGAAUGGAAAGUUGGCAGGUGGCAUAUCAGCUACAUGGAGGAAAAAGGAGCCCGAGCAAACCGAGUCAAAGACGAAGGAGAAGGAUACCGUCGAGGGCGACAAGGAGAACAGUGAACCGACUACUCACGAGGCGGAAGCGAACGAAGAAAAUAAGGAACAGCCAAAGGACGUGGAAAUGAGCGAUGCCGUCGAGGCGCCGACCACAGAGGCGAAGACGGAUUCUUGA
Messenger RNA from Fusarium coffeatum, 3498 nucleotides. RefSeq lists its product as uncharacterized. The coding region runs from base 1 to 3498 and encodes 1165 amino acids. The transcript has a single exon. Lineage: Eukaryota; Fungi; Ascomycota; Sordariomycetes; Hypocreales; Nectriaceae. The record is from RefSeq and is a predicted model, not a curated record.